This is a messenger RNA of Drosophila kikkawai, 1798 nucleotides long. RefSeq names its product zinc finger CCHC domain-containing protein 8 homolog. The record is from RefSeq and is a predicted model, not a curated record. NCBI's taxonomy places the organism in Eukaryota, Metazoa, Arthropoda, Insecta, Diptera, Drosophilidae. Gene Ontology annotation, molecular function: RNA binding; zinc ion binding. Gene Ontology annotation, cellular component: catalytic step 2 spliceosome.
UUACACAACACUGCUAUAAGAGAUAUGGACGACAGCGUAAUAGUCAUAGACGACAGCGUGGUGACUGUGGAAGACGACGUGGAAGACGGCGAGCUGGAGGACGACGUAGUACUGGUGGAGCCCGAAUCCGAGACAACAACAAAUGAGGACAAGCCGCCGGCCGCUGAAAAAUCAACGAUAAAUGAGGAAAUUACAAGCAAUCCAAGUAGUCAGGAAAACAACCACGACGAAGAAGACACCUUGGUCUUUGAGGUGAGAUUCUCGAAGGAGGAGCGCUUUGCAGGCAUUCAAAAACAAAUGCUGGAGCUUCUGGAAGUCACCUUUGCCGAAAAGCAGCUCGUUUUCAAGAUAUAUGAAGACGGGGGAGUGAUAAGAGCCUUUGAAAACAGUAAAUUUCAACCGGAGAAAUCUCCCUCUCCCGCCCUGGACACUGAAGAUCUCUUCAUGAUUGACAUUAAGCCAGCCGCCAAACUGAAUGCCUCGCAGGUGCCCUCUUACAAGCGCAGUGCCGACGUGCUGGACGAACAGACUGAAGCCCGCAAGAAACUAAAAGCCGAGGCUGUAAACAAGUGCUGCCGCCCCAGGGCCCAGGCCGCCUGCUACAACUGUGGCGAUACGGACCACUCCAUACGCGACUGUCCGAAACCGCGAAACAAUGCCCGUAUACAGAGGGCCCGCAAGAAGAAGGUGGAAAGGUAUCACGUAGACGCGGAACAGCGAUUUGGACACAUAAAGCCCGGCAGGAUCAGCACCAAAACACGUCAUGCAAUAGGUUACGCUCGUGGCGAGCUGCCCUUCAUGUACUACAGGCUGCGCGUCCUGGGCUAUCCGCCUGCCUGGCUGGAGGAGGCCAAGGUCCGAAGCUCGGGCAUUGCUCUGUUCAAUGCUGAUGGCACCGAAGUCACCAAGUCCGACGACGAGGACGGGGAGGCAGACACCUUCAAGUACGACAUCAACAAGAUAGUGGAGUUCCCAGGCUUCAAUGUGGAGCCCAGCGGCAAGUUCUUCGAUGACUUUCAACAUCACAAUGUACCACCGUUCCAAGCGGACAAUUCCAAGGAUAAUUUCAUCAAGGCCCUGGGCGAGAACGUAACCAGCGGCUACAGACGCAAAAAAUUGGUGGAUCUUCCAGCCACACGCGAUGCAGGGCCUGUUGCGCAAGCAAUCCUCGGGGACUGUGACAUGGAGAUAGUUGACGAAGACGAGGAUCCGCCACUGCCCGCCUCGUUGCCGCCGCCGCCACCUCCGCCACCCGAGUCUACCGAGGAGGAGGAGGAGGCGCAGGCUCGCUCGCCAUCACCUACACUGGAUGACUUGAGAGAGCAGCAAGAGAAGCUGCUCCUCCAAUUGGAGUCAAAUACAUCGCUGGACACCACGGCGAAUGACUCAAAGUCACUGAUUGCCCUGGACGACACGGCUGAAUUGGAAGCCACAGACAUACCACAAACGGAAUCAGCGCCCGCAUCGCCCAGUAGAACGAGAGCUUCUUCGCCACCUGCCAAGAAAUUUAAGGCAUCUUUCGAAGGAACACCCGUGUUGAAGUUCUCCGAAUUCGACAAACUGCCCGAGGGCAACAACUUUAAGGUGGGCGUAAGCGAUGUCAUUAAUUUCGAGAAUCUGCCCGACUCAACGGGAAAGUAUGAGCAAAUGAAGGAUCUGCUGAAGAACGUGCGCGAAAAGAUGGUAAAGCUGCAGGGCGAGGACUGACGUUAGAACACUUAAAUGAAACCGAAAAUCAAUUGUACAAAUUUUACUCUGUCCCUCCCAACGAAUAAGCAAUACAAGUUUAGUUUCCAAA